AUGAUGAGCUGGUGGUCAUCCGGGGCCAACAGCGCCCUGGAGGAGCAGAUCGAGAAGGCCACCAGCAGUAGUCUGGAGGAUAUCUCUCUCAACCUCGAGAUCUCCGAUAUCAUCCGUUCGAAGACGGUCGCUCCCAAAGAUGCUAUGCGGGCUCUCAAAAAACGUAUCAACCACAAGAACCCGAAUAUCCAGUUGAGUGCUCUCAAUCUUACUGAUACUUGUGUGAAAAAUGGCGGCGCCCAUUUUCUUGUCGAGAUUGCCUCCCGCGAGUUUAUGGAGAGUCUAGUCUCCCUUCUCAGGGCUGUUGGCCCCGCGGCCGUCAACGCCGAGGUGCGCGCCAAAAUACUCGAGUUGAUCCAGUCCUGGGCCACCGCCACCGAGGGGCGUUACGAGCUCGGCUAUAUAGGCGAGGUAUACCGCAAUCUUCAGCGGGAAGGUUUCCAAUUCCCACCCCGCGUCAAUGUCAGCAGCAGCAUGAUAGACAGCAGCGCGCCCCCUGAAUGGGUUGACUCAGACGUCUGCAUGCGCUGCCGUACCGCAUUCACCUUUACCAACCGGAAGCAUCACUGCCGCAAUUGUGGAAACUGCUUUGAUCAGCAGUGCUCCAGCAAGACGCUCCCGCUCCCUCAUCUCGGCAUCCUUCAGGCCGUCCGCGUCUGUGAUGGCUGCCACAUCAAGCUGACAGAUAAGUCAACAUCCAGGCGUGCUACCCAGGACAAGUCCACGCUGUACUCAAACUUCCCUGGUAACAAACAACGUACCCAUAUGGAACCCCGCAGCGCCCGCGUGGAGGAUACCUUCGAUGAAGAUCUUAAAAAGGCCCUGGCCAUGAGUUUGGAGGAGGUACAGGCGCACAACCGGGGUUACAACCCGAGCGCUGCCAAUGGACCGUCAUCCCAAUCCAAGGUCAAUGGGAAUGCUCGGCCGAAGUCUAUCGAGGAGGAGGAAGAUGAAGAUCUGAAAGCUGCUAUUGCUGCUUCCCUCGCUGAUAUGGAGGAGCAAAAGAAGAAGCAUGCUGCCGCUCUCAAGGAGCAGGCCUCUAACGCCGCAACAUCUUCGGCCGCUCAUUUCACGCUCCCGAAAAACGACUACGAGCUUACUCCUGUUGAGGCCGAAAACAUUAACCUCUUCGCCACGCUUGUUGAACGUCUCCAGACUCAACCACCGGGAACCAUCCUCCGCGAACCGCAGAUCCAGGAGCUGUAUGACAGCAUCAGUGCCCUGCGCCCCAAGCUUGCGCGGACGUAUGGAGAAACUAUGAGCAAACACGAUGCCCUUCUUGAUCUCCAUGCAAAGUUGUCGACCGUUGUGCGGUACUACGAUCGCAUGCUAGAGGAACGGCUCUCCAGGGCUUACAGCCAGCACAAUAUCGGUUACAAUCUCCCUCCACUUCGGCAAACAACCGGAGCAUAUCCAUCUUUGCAACCAACUGCUCCGUCUGCGCCAGCUACGGUCCCUUCUGCAGAGAGCUUCUACACUGGCGAGACCUCCAAUCAAACGAUUGCUCAACAAUCUUACGCUCAGUCAACACCUCAGGCACAGUACGCAAACUACGACCGGCGCAGUUCUAUGGCUAUGGUCAGCCAACCACCUCAAGCAUAUCCACCACAACAAGUUCCGCAGCCGACAGGCACUUGGGGAGCGCAGCCACCCGGCCAGGCUCCUCCGUAUGCACCACAACCGAGCUACUCCUCGUCACAACCGGCAACAGAUCCGUCUGCUCCCGCUCUGGCACAGCCGUCUGCUCCGCCAACAGCGCCAGAUCAGGUUCCUACCGCCGACCCCGCCGCAUCUUUUUACUUCAACCCCUCUGCUCCCCCACAACAACAGCCAUCACAGCCUCAGCCGCAACCGCAGCAGCCCCCUCCUUCCUCUGUACCCGACGCAACCGUGUCACCGUAUCCGAACCUCGCACAAUCCAUUCAGGCGCUUCAGGGUUCGGUCCCUCAGACACCGGCGUCGGCUCCCGUGCAGCUGUCACAGCCAGCACAAGCUCCGCAGCAGCAACAGCAGACCCCGCAGCAACAACAGCAGCCUUUGCAACCCCAAAAGCCACCACAAACCCUGCAGCAACAAUCUCAACAGCAGCCACAGCAGCCGUACUGGCAGUAUCCUGCUGCACAGCAGAUGCCGCUACCGCCCGUGUGGCAACCGUCGCAACAGCAGCAGCAGUCUAGUAGUGUAACUCCUGACGCAUUCCCUUCAGCACCGCAGCAUGCCCCGGCACCGAAACAGCCUGUCGUAGAAGAGGCUUUAAUUGAGCUUUAG
Molecule: messenger RNA, 2268 nt
Organism: Thermochaetoides thermophila DSM 1495
Lineage: Eukaryota; Fungi; Ascomycota; Sordariomycetes; Sordariales; Chaetomiaceae
Exons: 5
Coding region: 1-2268 (755 amino acids)
Biological process (GO): protein transport to vacuole involved in ubiquitin-dependent protein catabolic process via the multivesicular body sorting pathway; protein targeting to vacuole
Cellular component (GO): ESCRT-0 complex
Molecular function (GO): ubiquitin binding; metal ion binding; phosphatidylinositol-3-phosphate binding
Source: RefSeq, a predicted model, not a curated record